GGGGCGGCGGCGCGAGCGGCAGCGGCGGCGGCGGUUCCAGCAUGAAGAGGAGAGCUGGCCUGGGGGGCAGCAUGAGGUCAGUGGUGGGCUUCUUGUCCCAGCGGGGCUUGCAUGGGGACCCCCUGCUCACUCAGGACUUUCAGAGGAGACGCCUGCGGGGCUGCAGAAACCUCUACAAGAAGGACCUCCUCGGCCACUUCGGCUGUGUCAAUGCCAUUGAAUUCUCCAACAAUGGAGGCCAGUGGCUGGUCUCAGGAGGAGACGAUCGUCGGGUCCUGCUGUGGCACAUGGAACAAGCCAUCCACUCCAGAGUCAAGCCCAUACAGCUGAAAGGAGAGCAUCAUUCCAACAUUUUUUGCCUGGCUUUCAACAGUGGGAAUACCAAAAUAUUCUCUGGAGGAAAUGAUGAGCAAGUUAUCCUCCAUGAUGUUGAAAGCAGCGAGACCCUAGAUGUGUUUGCCCAUGAAGAUGCAGUAUAUGGCUUGUCGGUGAGCCCAGUGAAUGACAACAUUUUUGCCAGCUCUUCAGAUGAUGGCCGGGUUCUCAUCUGGGACAUCCGAGAGUCUCCCCAUGGAGAGCCCUUCUGCCUGGCCAACUAUCCAUCAGCCUUUCAUAGUGUCAUGUUUAACCCUGUGGAGCCCCGGCUACUGGCCACAGCCAAUUCAAAGGAAGGAGUAGGACUCUGGGAUAUUCGAAAACCUCAGAGUUCUCUCCUGCGCUAUGGUGGCAACCUCUCCCUCCAGAGCGCCAUGAGUGUGCGAUUCAACAGCAAUGGGACCCAGCUCCUGGCCCUGAGGCGCCGCUUGCCUCCUGUGCUCUAUGACAUCCACUCCCGCCUGCCUGUGUUCCAGUUUGACAAUCAGGGCUACUUCAACUCUUGUACCAUGAAGAGUUGCUGUUUUGCGGGAGACCGUGACCAGCAUCUCAGCCGGGAAUGGAGAUCCUACCAAGCUGUGAGUUUCCAGCCUUUUCACUGUCUCACUGGGAACCCAAAUACUGAUGUUGACUUAAAGCUGGCAGUUUAAGAACAUACUUGGCAUUCUUGCAUCUGUCUGUCUUGACCAUAGAAGUUCUGAAUUGGGUGUCUGUGAGUGGAACAGUUGGACUGGUCUGAAUAAUCAAGCUGAAUAAAGACAAAUAUAAAGAAAGAUUGGUCAAAUAGACAAAUACAUUUUUUUCUUCUCAAGCAUAACAAAUCUUAUUGCCACUUCAGGUAUAGAUUGCUAAUGGUUGCUUAGUGCACUCUUCUUUGGUGCCACUUCAGAUAUAGAUUGCUAAUGGCUACUUAGUGCACUCUUCUUUGGUCCCCUUAAAUAUGUUUUGCUUUCAGAUUUUGAUAUACAAUUCUCACAUGCUAUUCCCCAUGUGAGAGUUAUCUUUGGAUGAGGGGCAUAGAAGAAACAGUUAUUUGAGAACCUGCCAAGACUCUGCUCUUUGAAGGCAGAAGCUAGGAUUUUUUUCUCCCUAGGCUGGGCGCUAGAAACCCAAACCCACUCCUGUUAGGUCGAUUCUCACUCAUAGCGACCCUGUAGGACAGAGUAGAACUGCCCCAUAGGGUUAUCAAGGCUGUGAUCUUUAAGGAAGCAGACUGCCACAUCUUUCUUUCUCCCCCGUAGCGGCUGAGGGGUUCAAACCGCCAAAGACCUUUUGGCUCAUAGCCCAGUGCUUUAACCACCUCAAUUCCGUAGUUUAAGGAUUAGUAUAUGUAACAGGAGCACAGUGAUGCAUGUUGAAUUGAGUUGAAUGCUAAGGAAACUGAGGCUAUGUUUCUCUUUCUGUAAAUAAAAAAACCAAACCCUUUGCUGUCAAGUCCAUUCCGACUCAUAGCAACCCUACAGGACAGAGUACAACUGCCCCCAUAGGGCUUCCAAGGAGUGGCUGGUAGAUUCGAACUGCUGACCUUUUGGUUAGCAGCCAAACUCUUAACCACUACACCACCAGGGCUUCUUUUUAUAAAUAGAGAAUAUAUAUCCAAAUCCAGAAUUUAUACCCAAGUUGGAGUCUUUUUGGAGUCCUUUUAUUAGGGCUUAGUGAGAGCCACACUGGAGACCACUAGGUGGCCUCAGUUAUAUUAAUGAUAUCUCCUUGAGAACACAGUGCCUGAAUGACUUAGUUUUUCCUGCUCUCGUUUUAUAUGGUGCUGUAGGAAAUUAAUAUCUCGGGUGGGAAGAAGCAAUUUCUAGAGAUGCUCAGACUCACAAUAGGACAGAUAAUUGUUUGCUGCGCAGAAUGGUUAGUUUAGUUUCAUUUAACUGCAGAAAUGACAACCAAGCCCCCCGUUCCCUCUUUCCUUCCAUUUGUUUAUUUUCCAUCUUCUGUUAACCUCUUAUGCAUAUCAUCCUUAUUUCAUUGGACAAUAAAGAACAUGUACUAAAAGUAAUGGUUUAAUAGGAUUUUUUGCCAGAAAAAAAGGAAAACCGUGAAAGGUGAAGGAGGUAGGAGAAGGGGAAAGAUGAAAGAGAUAAGAGAAAAUGAAUGUUGUGUUUUCUUCAGGCAGAGCCUGUCUGCACAGAGUCCUUAAAAGUCCUGGAGGGACCAAAGCCUCUAGCCAAAAUGUAGAGCACCUAGACCAUGAAUUCUCAACCUUGGCACUACUGAGUUUUUGAUCAGAUAAUUCUUUAUUGUCGGGGCUGUCCUGUGCAUUGUAGAAUGCCUAGCAGCAUCCCUGGCCUCUACCCACUAGACGCCAGUAGCCAAAUAUCUCCAUGGUGGCAAAAUCACCCCGGUUGAGAACCACUGACCUACACUAUAAUUACCUAGUUUACUAAGAUACGUUGGGAAAGGUAUUGCCACAGGCAGAGUCACAUAAAGUCUUUCGUGAUGGUUCUCGGUAUGUAAACCAACAAGAUGUAGUUGUUUUUCCCUUCAGGUUAUAUAAUGAUAAAAACAUUGAAUGGCUUUUGAUUUUCCCUGUUCAGUUUCGACUAGUAUAUUAUUUGUGGCUUUUGACUCAAGCUGCCAACCUUUCAGUUAGUAGGCGCAAACUGUUUGCUCCACCCAGGAGCUUCUGGGAAGAACUUAUGGGAACUAAAUCCUCUCUGACUAACUGGACUGCUUUUUGGUUUGAGUAAGUGGUUUUCCUUGAAUAAAGGAGGGUACGAGGUAAUUGAAUCUAACUUUGGAUCAGUUACAGAACUAAAGCCUUUAAAAGUCUGUUCAUAUUCCCUAUGUGGAUUAUCAGAGGUAUCUAACACAGGGAAUAGAAAGUACAGAGCUGUAUGUUUGGCUUUUGUGUUCACUUCUUGGGGACUAAGAAAUGUAGCUAAUUCAUCAUUUUCUUGUCUCCAGUGGCUGGCACAUAGUGAGAGUGCAAUAAAUAUUUGUUGAAGUGAAUCUUAGUACUUUGGUCAGUGUGUGGUGUUUAGUUUUCUGGGCCUACGCCUUCUCUAUCUGUAAAUCAGGAUUGAUAAGUACCAUUUUUCCCUCUCAGCUUUCAGGGGCCUUUAGAGGAUGAGAUGAAUUAAAUAAUGGAUUUACAGUGAAACUGAUCUACUGAGCUCAUAGCUUUUUAAGUGUUAAACAGGGGGCUGAACUUAACUGAGAGUGUCUCAGUCCUAGAACAAGUCUCUCAACGGUGAUUUAUAGGCCCUGACUUUCCACACUCAUGGCUCAAGCAGCAGCUGCCACGAUUACACUAUGAUCUGUAGGACUUACUUGUAUAUUCUUUGACUAGCCCAGACAGGAUUGCUUUUGCUGCUUUCAGAUUCCAAAGCCCACCCUUCCUUAUGUUGGUCUUUAUAUUCCACAAUGUUCCUGUAUACUCUGAGAACGCCCAGAGCCUGAGGCUCUGUGCUCUGGAACUCUUCAUUUAGUCAUAGGUUGGGUAACCAUCCUACAGAGGAAUCUGAGAAAUUUCCAUAAUAGGAAGGAACAUGGAGAAGGAAGGCAGUAAGUGAGUGUAUCUAUCUGAGACAGUCUUCUGGCUUUUAAUGAUGAUGAGAUCAGUCAGUCCACGUAAAUGAACCCAGAUAUUGUGCCAGAGAGUCUGUACUUCUUUUUAGACUAUCCUAGUUUCACUAGGUAAUUCAUUUCUCAAAAUGAAACUAACAUUUCAAAAUCCUGGACCCAGGGACUGAAGUGUAAAAUAGCCUACUUUGUGUCUCCCCAUGCUUAUGGCCACCGUCGUAGAUGAAUUUUAAUUACAGAGUUAUUAGAAGUAAUUUUGUACAAGUCCGUCCUUUUAUAGGUAAGAAAACUGAGGCUCAGAGAAGUUAAGUAAACACGUCAAAACAUAUACGAAGUUAGUAGCUGAACCAGGACUGAAGUGUGAAUUUUGGGGCUUUUUGUAGUGAUCUCUUUUCAUUAUGUAGAUGUUCACAACUCCAUGCCAACAGGGGCAAGGCAGACAGCAAAAAUGAGUAAAGUGGGCUGGGAGUAACAGUAGGGAGUGGUGGACUGUGGCUAACUGGAGAACCCCCAUCCCACCUAAAUGGGACAGCUUCUACUCGACUUCAGAGCAUUGUCACAUGGGCUCGUGUUGCUGAGGCUUCUGAUUUUUUUUUCAAGGGAAGCCAAAAAUAGAGAUUUUUAUGUAAACCCCUCUAGUUUUUAAAUAUUGCAACAAAUUCACACUUUAUUGUAUGGACCAAACAAGACUGUGUACCCUUCUAUUCUGCCCUAGAGCCACCUGUUUGAAACUCUGCUUCGGUGUAGUGUUUCUUACCAUGUCUAGUUCUUGGUCUGUCACUGAUUCGUGGGGGAGUGGAGACGGUUCCCUUCUUCCUGCCUCCUACUGAGCCCUUCCUGACUUCAUGCCUUUCCCCUGUUUAUCUUUUAAAAUAAGAAAGUAGAUAUUUACUGAGCAUUACUGUGUGCCAGAGGCUGUGCUAGACAUAUCCGCAUGACGUUGACAGGUGGUUUUUUUUGUUUGUUUUGUUUUUUUACCGUUCUUGAGGUGUUCGUUCAAAGCCCUAUGUACAAAACCUGUCUUUCCUACUUUUGGCUGCAAAUAUAUGGUUUGUUUUUAUUUCUGGGCAAUAUUGUAAUUACUCAAGUUUGAUAACUUCUACCAUCAGAUCAGGUGACAUCAGAUUGGCUGGCUGUCAACAGAAACAGCCCCAACUAAAGCCUUGAAGGAAACCCUGGUGGCAUAGUGGUUAAGAGCUACGACUGCUAACCAAAAAGGUCAGCAGUUCAAUUCACCAGACAGUCCUUGGAAACCCUAUUGGGGCAGCUCUACUGUGUCCUGUAGGGUCGCUAUGAGUCAGAAUUGACUUGAUGGCAACAGGUUUGGUUUUGGUUUAAAGCUUUGAAUUUUUUUUUUUUUAACCUGCCCACCUUCUGGUCUUGCAAUAUGGUGAGGAAUCUUGCAGUAAAACAUUAUUGCUUCACCUGGAGCCUGCUUGAACCCGAGAAUUCUUGUCCUUGCUUUCAUAUCACACUUGGAUUGUUUUUUUGGUUUUUGUUUUCUUCCUGCCUGACUGGGUACAUUAUGUCUCCCUAAGCUCAGCACUCUACUCUGCAUUCUCAGUAAGACAAUCUCUUAACAGGAUUAAAAAAGAAUGCCAGUUUUCCACCUGCUGGUUUUUCUGGUACACACUCGUAAGACAGUACUCAGCUUUUGUCCCCUUUUCUUUUGCAAUUCCUUAAAUGGAUCUUGCCCUGGAUUGUAGAGUCCAGCAGAGCCGCUUAGGCUUCUGGGGAAUAAGUCCUUCAGGAUUGCAGGUAUGCGUGGCCUGGAAAUGGGCAGUCUGAUUAUUUUAAAAUCUUCUCUUGCUUUAGUCUCAUCUAAUGCCUUUUCUUUUUUUUUAAUAAUGCCUAGCCUAAUAGUCCCUAUACCUUGCUGAAAGUGGGAUGCAGAAGAAAGGAGAAAGUAUACUACAGCUUUCUUGAAGGGGCUGAGCGCUAGAGUAUCUUAGCACUGGGAUCUCUUACACAGACGUUUCUUUUGUACUUUAUAGAUAACCGAACCUGUUGCCACUGAGUCGAUUCCGACUCAUAGCAACCCUGUAGGACAGAGUAAAACUGUCCCAUAGGACUUCCAAGGCUGUAAUUUUUACAGAAGCAGACUGCCACAUCUUUCUCUGCAGAGUGGCUCGUGGGUUUGAACUGCCAGCCUUUCGGUUAGCAGCUGAGGGCUUCAGCCAUUGCACCUCCAGGGCUCCUUUGAUAGAUGGCAAGGCCCCACAAAUCAUGAUAAUGAAAUCAGCCUGUCCUGUCCCCUGGAGAAAAGAGCUAACUUGUUCCCUGUGAAUCCAACAAAAUGGCCUUGAAUACAUGGCUUGCCCUCAGACAUUACAUCACCACUCAACCUUUCUGUGUUGAUAUUAUAUGGGUACAGCAGAGGUGCAGGAAUUUACCAGUAAGUGUACUCCAGGCCAGUGACGCGUCCUGCAAAGUUAUAACAUUGUUUGUUUUGGGGUUUGUUUGUUUGUUUGUGUUUUAUAACUCCAUGUAGCCUGGAUUAAGAGUAGCUCCAUUGGGGGCCUGGCAUGCCAGACCUUCUCCCUCACCUGAAAUAAAAACACACUUUUAAUAAGGUGAAAUCCAACUCUUGGGUUCCUUUGUUUGAUUUGCUUUGUGACUUUAAUAUUUUUUUCUCCUUUUGUCCAUUCUUUUGUAUCUUUGGUAUUUUUAGCCCUUUAACUUUUAAAGCACUUUCACAUCCACUGUCUCAUUUGAAUCUUCCCAGCAACCUUUGGGCUUGGUUGGACAGGUUUCAUCCUCUUCAGAAACAGCCCCAGAGUAGUUUGAAGUGGCAGAUCUGCUUGAUAACAAACCAGGGCUAGACUCGGUUUCUUGCUUAUGUUUGUGCCAUCUCCCUCUCAGGCAUGUUGCCACCUGUGUUACAGCGAUCAAGUGGUGAGAUGGUCUUCCGCAUUCUUCUUAUGUGGAAGAGCUGAGUGACAAAUAUUGCGGCAGAGGAUUUCCUUUUUGUUUGUGUUGUUCAGGGAGUGAAUGUUUUAGGAGACUUUCAGUUUUCAAAAGAGAAAGUAGCGUGAAAAUAACUGGUUAGAUCAGCCAUGUAUAACUUUUCGAAUCAAGAAUCCAUUUAAAAGUCUAAAAACUGUGAACACUUCUGAGAAACAUGUACAUAUCCACAUAGUUUUGCAUGUAAUAGUAACAGAUUUAUGAAACUUAGGGCUUCAGGUUUGAUCAAUCCUGGAUUAAGAUUUUACUCUUAAAGUAGGUCAUCUUUUACUCCAUUUACUGAUACAGUUUUAGAACUUGGAAAGCUGAAAGUGUGUAGUGUGUGCAGGCCUGCUAGAUAUGGUCUAGUUGACAGUUGUUCAGCUGAAAAGGAACACUUGGUGACCUGAGUUUCUUCUUAAGAACAGGGGGAAUUGAUAUGAUCUGGUAACACAGUGUGACAGUUCUUUAAUGCAUGGUUCCUGGCUAGAAGUCUCGGCUCUACUAGGGAAUCUCUGGUAGAUACUGAUGAGUAGCUAUUACUGCUCUACUUGACCCAUUCUCCUUAGAGAUUUUAUUUUCAGUAGCUUUGCCUCUUUUUGUUUUGUUUUCAAUGUCCUCAAGCUUUGCAAAAUGGAAAGUAAUGUUUCUUCCACAGAAUGGUUGGAGAUCUUUGCUUGAGUGAAGAGUAUAAAUACUCAUACAUGGACUCAAGUGAGUGAUGCUUUCUCCCCAUUUCUCAGUCCCCAGAUUCAAAAAAACGGGCUCACAGAAGAGAGCCACUUGCUGAAAGCCAAUUGGUUGGUGGUCCUUCCUCUUGCUCAGGUUUCCAAAUGAGUUUUGUCAAAUGAAGAUUCAUCUUUAAGUAAUGCAAACUACUUUGUUACAAACAACUGUUCAUGAUUGAGCAUGAUAUGAUCAAGAGUGCAUUAUAUGCCAGUUAGCAAACCUUUUUCUCGAAAUGGUCUUCAAGAGACUGUAUCACAAACUUGUUCACAGUUUUUUGUUUUUGUUUUUCUUCCUCUGACAAAAGGUCAGGGAGAAAUAAAGACUGUGUCUGAUUUAAAUGUUAAAUGGCCAUCUAUCUGCCAUACUGAACCAGGCUACAGAGCCAUCUGGUUUUUCUAUCUUAGUCAAUACAGUCAAUUAGAUAGCCAUGUCAUUGUUGGAGAAUAAUUAAUGAAUUACUAUGGAAGGAGCCUUUGGAGAGAACUGUGUAAAUUGAUCAGUAAUCAGUGAGUAGUAACUGAUUGAUAUGUUUCCUUCUUUAUCAGCAGAUGUUGGGGAAUAUCAAAUGCUGCACAAACACACACAUACACACAGAGAUGAAGAUUGAGAUCGAGAGAGAUUUUUCCCUGUUAGCAAAGGACCUGUUAAGCAACACAGAUUCUGAGGAAUCUAUUAUAUUCCAGGUUAUUCUUGGAAUAUGUCCAGUAGAUGGCCUGCCCCUUUUGUUUUCUAGAACUUUCUCUUUUUUAUUAGCUUGGGUUUUAAAAAAGGUUCUUUUUUUUAUUGCUGUUGUUACUUAUAUCCAUAUUUCUAAACCCCUAGGAAGCCUUAAUGUAUAAGUGGUAAUGACUUACCUGUAUUCCAUUUUUUUUCUUGGUUUGUUUAACCAUUAAAGUUUAAAUAAAGGUGCUAAAAAAAUCCACUGCCAUGGAGUCAGUUCCAAUUCAUAAUGACCUUUGGGACAGAGUAUAACUGCCCCCAUAGAGUUUCCAAGGCUGUAAAUCUUUAUGGAAGCAGACUGUCACAUCUUUCUCCCAUGAAGCAACCUUUUUGGUUAGCAGCCAAGCGCUUUAACCACUGCAUCACAGGGCUCCUAAAUAAAGGUGUUAAGGAGGGAGAAAUAGUUGCUUUGCUUGAGGAUACUAAUAUAAUCUGCCUCUCCGCCCAGGAAGCUUCUAGUAGUAAGCAGUUUUGCUGUGGCAUGCCAAGUUUAGACCAUUCUUUGAGCCUUCAGCUCACUAAAAAUUUUUUUGACUUUGGUGACUAUAACAGUGAUCUGUGAUAUUUGAACGCAUGGGUUUCUGUGAGUAUUCAACUCCCAAAAAUCCUUUGCUAAUAGAAAAAGACCUUUCUAGAGAAAUGUGAAAUUUGAAAAUAUUAACAGGUGAAGAAGGGACAGGUGUUCUAAGAUGGAGUGCUGGAUAUUAGAACAGUUACCAGAGAGCAGGGAGUAUUAGUUGAGUGGCUGUUUUGCUAUAAAGGCUAAUGGGUUGAUAAGAUGUUUGGGCAAAUGAGGCAGUGACAGUACUGAUAUGUUAAUCUUUUUUUCACUGUUGUUAUUGGUAGUGGUGGUCACAGUGGUGGUUCCUUCUUGAAAUCUAUUGAGAGAAGCAGUUGUGACCUCUCCCUAUGCAAAAACAAGCUAAUAUAGCCGAACUUAUAGUGGCAUUAGAUGAAAGUCACCAUGUACUAGCUUCGGGUUCACUCUACUUAAAGUGACUAGGUUACAUCAAAGUUAGUGAGCAGGAUGUCCUCUUGGAUUGUGGAAUGAGCAGUGAGGGGUGGGUCAAAGUGUGGUCAGCCUUCAUUCACCCUUUGUGACUAGUUGGGAAGAACUGUGGAAGAUAUGCAUCCACACAACAACCCAUGCUCAUUUUUGCAUUGGUUUUGCUCAUCUUACACAGAAAGCCAAAUUAAAGUGUGCCUUCCACUCUCUGAUCUGAAGUAGCCUUUGGGGCUACCACCUUCCCCUCAACCAGAACAUUUUGGGAAACGAGGCCUCUAUGGUCCAGAUAACACAUAUCUAACAUAUUCUUCCUGCUCCUUUAGAGCCCUGCACUGUUCUCUGUUAGAAUACAAGGCGAAAGUUUUUAAUUUGUAGCUUACCCCUCACUAUUCAGAAUAAGAUCAAAGAAAAGAACUAAGAGAAGGUAAUGAAUUCUUCAUGUUCAUAUCCCCACUUGGUCACAAACUUGGUAUCACCUUAGUAUUUACCUUUCUAAAACUGAACAGCAAUCUUUAGGUUUUUUUCAUAGCGAUGUUUUAAAUGUGAGUGUUGGUUGCAAAGUGCUACAUCACAAAAGGGAAUAAAAAAGUUAAACAUGGAAACUUUGGUCAACCAUUUUUUUCUAUUAUGUUUUUAUAAUUUGUCUAUUUAUGGAGACCUAUCUGCUGCUGCUGGUUACCAAAAGUUAAUGGUUCAAAACCCACCAGUGCGUCUGCAGGAGAAAAGACCUGACGAUCUGCUUUUGUAAAGAUUACAGCCUGGAAAACUCUAUGAGACACUUCUACUGUGUCACAUAGGGUCACUGUGCAUCGGAAUUGACUUGACAGCGCACAAGAACAUCUGCUGCUAAGCCUUUCUGUUAUCUAGGCCAGGAGCCCUUUACUCUGGGUCAGCUUCAGACCCAAAACACUGGCUGUGAAAGUACAUAUAUAUAUACUGUUUGAAAUUAGGUAUCAAGAUAAAAAGGAAAAGAAAAACAAUACCUCCAGUUUCACCACUUAUGGUUAAGUUCAAUUUUCUGGUUAAUUCAAAUAAUUAUUGUAUUGCAUAAAUUUGAAUAUAAUAAUUAUGCACUUUGCAUUUCUUUUGGUAGUAAUUGGUAUUGCCACUAUUUAGUCUUUGUUUUUUUGCUCAUUUUUCCUUGCUUCUCAGAGCACAUUUUUGUGAGAUGGCCGAUCAAGACUUGGAAUGCCCUCUUGGUACACUUGGGUACUAACCAGUAGCAGGUCCUCAGUUGGAGGCUCUUGCCCUAGUCUGGGAGAAGAUGAACCCUUCCAACAGCUUGAGAAGAGAGGAAUCUUUCCAGCUAUUCCCAUAAUGUUAAAUGUGUCUCUAUACUCAGCCCACUUAAAAUAAUUUUUAUUUCCUCAUAGCUUUAAAAAAAAGGGAGGAAAGACAUUUACGUUUUAAAAUAACCCAGAACUCUGUUCUCUCUUCCUGGAAUACUCUUCUUCCAGAUAUCCACAUAACUUGCUCCCUCAUUUCCUUCAGACUCUGCUCAAAAUGUCACUUUAUCAGAGAGGCCUUCGUGGCUAUCCUAUAUAAAAAAGAAACUAACCACCCUCACCCCUGCACUCCCUGUAUGUCCUAACCUGCUGUUUAAUUUCUCUCUAUAACACUUAUCAACACCAGACUUAUUAUAUGUAUAGUUUUUAAACUUUUUUUUUCCUAUUCCCACCCACAAUUAUUUUACUGUCAUCACCCAAUAGAAUGUAAGCUCUGGGAGGACAGGGACAGGGCCUCUUUUGAUCAAUUCUGUAUUCCCUUCCCUGGAACAGUGCCCAGCACAUAGUAGACAUUGGAUAAAUAUUUGUUUAAUGAAUCAAUGAAUGAACUCAUUUUUAUUUUGGUCUCCUACAGCCAGGAGUAUCCCAGGCAGCCAACUUUUAAUGCUGGAAGCAGCCCAGCAGACAGCCAUGAAAUGCUAUAAAUGAAUUCCUCAGGGUAGUUUUGUGAUUCCGUUGUGUGGACACUUAAACAGUCUAACUAUAUAGCAGUAGGUCAAGACCCCCUCCUUGAAAAUCAUCCCAAGCUAUUCCCUUGUAGUGCGUGGAAGAGCAGUUCCAAGAGGAAGAGAGGGUCAGGAGUUGCUCUUGUCCCUGAGAGGAAGCCUGUACAUUCUAAGGAUUUUCCACACAUUUUAGGAGCUGUCGUAUUAAAUCCAUGUGAGAGGGCCUUAACUCUGUGGGAGAGUUUUCUUCCUUCUAAGGCAAUCUUCUGAGUCAGCAUUCUGUCUGGGAGUCCUUUUUUACCUUUUCAUGGCUUUGCUCCGGUGAAUAGCUGAACAGAUAGGAAAGCACUAAUCCUUAACAAAGAAAUUGUAAAACUUCUGAUAAGCCCAGUCUUGGUUCACCCUUAUUUAAUAUUUAUUUCUUAUUUGUUUAGUUUGGGACUGUAUGAGAGCAAAGGGUAGCAAGAAUUCUAUAUGCAGUUUUAUUUCCUCUUAUAAAUAUAGUGCAUGAAAUGAUGAGAUAAGAUAAAUCCCAUAUCCAUUCCAUUAUAUAUACCAGUUGCCAUCGAGUUCACUGAUUCUUGGCAACUCCAUGUGUGUCAGAGUAGAACUGUGCUCCAUAGGAUUUUCAAGCUGAUUUUUCAGAAUUAGAUUGUUGUUGUCAUUAAAAAAAAAAAAAAAAAAGGUUUUUUUUUUUUUUUUAUGCCAUCAAUUUGGUUCUGACUCAUAGUGACCCUGUGUACAACAGAACAAAAUACCGCCCAGUCCUGCACCAUUCUUACAGUCAUCAUUAUGCUUGAGCCCAUUGUUGCAGCCACUAUGUCAGUCCAUGUCAUUGAGGGUCAUCUUCUUUUUCACUGACCCUCUACUUCACCGAGUGUGAUAUCCUUCUCCAGGACUGGUCUCCCCUGGUAACAUGUCCAAAGUAUUUGAGACUGAGUCUCAUCACCCUUGCUUCUAAUGAGUAUUCUGGUUGUAUUUCUUCCAAGACAGAUAUGUUCAUCUUUUUUCCCCAAGGCUCAUUUGGGUAGACUUGAACCUCCAACCUUUUGGUUACCAGCUAAGCACAUUAACCAUUUGUACCACCCAGAGACUCCAUAUAUUAUGUAUUUAUUUAUUGUUAGGAGGUGCUGUUGAGUCAGUUCAAACUCAUAGUGACCCUAUUCCUAUGUACAUCAGAAACAAACACUGCUGGGUCCUGUGCCAUCCUCACAAUCAUUGCUAUGUUUGAGCCCAUCGUUGUAGCCAAUGUGUCAAUCAAAAUAUAAAUAUAUAUACGUAUAUAUAUAUAUAUACGUAUAUAUAUAUAUAUAUAUAUACCACCACUCAUUUGUCAGUUUUUUGUACUUUGGUGGCUUGUGUGAUGCUGGAAACUAUGCUGCCGGUAUUUCAAAUACCAGCAGUGUGACACUGAAGUGUGACACUGAAGCUGUGGUGGACAGGCUUCAGUGGAGCUUCCAGACUAAGACAGACUAGGAAAGAAGGACCUGGCAAUCUACUUCUAAAAACAUUGUCUAGUGAAAACCUUAUAAAUAGCAGCAGAACAUUGUCUAAUAUAGUGCCAGAAAAUAAGCCACUCAGGCUGGGAGACACCCAGAAUACAACUGGGGAAGAGCUGCCUCCCCAAGUAGAGCUGACCUUAAUGACAUGGAUGGAAUAAAGUUUUUAGAACCUUCAUUGCUGAUGUGAUUUUCAUGUAUGUUGUAAAUCCUGCCUCUAUGAUGUUAAUGAGACAGGCUUAGCGGUAGUCAUGUUAAUAAGGCAGGACUCAAUCUACAAGAUUAGGUUGUGUCUUCGGUCAAUCUCUUUUGAGAUCUAAAAGAGAGAAACCAGCAGAGAGACAAGGGGAACCUCAUACCACCAAGAAACAAGAGCCAGGAGAAUAGCAUGUCCUUUGGACCUGGGGUCCCUGCACUGAGAAGAUCCUCGACUGAGGAAAGUUGAUGACAAGGACCUUUCCCCCAGAGCCGACAGAGAAAGAAAGCCUUCCCCUGGUGCCGGCACUCUGAAUUCAGACUUCUAGCUUCCUAGAUUGUGAGGGAAUAAAUUUCUCUUUAUUAAAGGCACGAACUUGUGGUAUUUCUGUUAUAGCAGCACUAGAUGACUAAGACAGUCGAUAUCCUAGGCAGUAGUGAGCUGAAAUGGACUGGUAUUGGCCAUUUUGAAUCAGACAAUCUGUGGUCCGCUAUGCCAGGAAUGACAAAUUGAAGAGGAAUGAUGUUGCAUUCAUCAUCAAAAAGAGCAUUUCAGGAUUUAUCCUGAAGUGCAACGAUGUCAGUGAUAGGAUAGUAUCCAUACACCUACAAGGAAAACCAGCUAAUAGGACUAUUAUUCAAAUUUACACACUGACCACUAAUGCCAAAGAUAAGGAAAUUGAAGAUUUUUACCAACUUCUGCAAUCUAAUUGAUCAAACAUGCAAUCAAGAUGCAUUGGUAAUUACUGGUGAUUGGAAUGUGAAAGUUAGAAACAAAGAAGAAGGAUCAGUAGUUGUAAAAUAAGGCCUUCAUGAUAGAAAUGAAGCUAGAGAUCGCAUGAUAGAAUUUUGCAAGACCAAUGGCUUAUUCAUUGCAAAUACCGUUUUUCAUCAACAUAAAUGGUAACUAUACACAUGGACCUCGCCAAAUGGAAUAUACAAGGAUCAAAUUUACUACAUGUGUGGCGGGAGAUGAUGGAGAAGCACAAUAAUCAUCAGUCAGAACAUGGCUGGGGCCAACUGUGAAACAGGCUAUCAGUUGCUCAUAUGCAAGUUAAAGUUGAAGCGGAAGAAAAUUGGAACAAGUCCACAAGGGUCUAAGUAUGACCUUAAGUAUAUGCCACCUGAAUUUGGAGACCAUCUCAAGAAUAGAUUUGACACAUUGAACACUAAAGGGCUGAAGAGCAGACGAGUUGUGGAAUGACAUUAAGGACAUCAUACAUGAAGAAAGCACGCUUAUUGCUGUUGAGUCGAUUCUGACUCAUAGUGACCCUAUAGGACAGGGUGGAACUGCCCCAUAUGGUUUCAAGGAGCAACUGGUGGAUUUGAACUGCCAACUUUUUGGUUAGCAGCUGAGCUCUCAAGCGAAAGGUCAUGAAAAAGACGGGAAAGAAAGAAAAGACCAAAAUGGGUGACAGAAGAUACUCCGAGACUUGCUCUUGAGCAUAGAGUAGCUAAAGCAAAAGGAAGAAAUGGUGAACUAAAAGCUGAACAGAAGAUUUCAAAGGGUAGCUUGAGAAGACAAAGUAGUAAAGUAUUAUAAUGAAAUGUAUAAAAACUUGGAGUUAGAAAACCAAAAAGAAGAACACACUUGGCAUUUCUCAGUCUGGAAGAACUGAAGAAAAAAUUCAAGCCUUGAGUCGCAGUAUUGAAGGAUUCUUUGCGCAAAAUACUGAACAACACAGGAAGCAUCAAAAGAAGAUGGAAGGAAUGCACAGUCACUGUGUCAAAAAGGAUUGGUCAACAUUCAACUAUUUCAGGAGGUAGCAUAUGAUCAAGAACUGACAAUACCGAAGGAAGAAGUCCAAGCUGUACUGAAGGCAUUGGUGAAAAACAAGGCUCCAGGAGUUGACAGAAUACCAACUGAGGUGUUUCCAUAAACAGAUGCAACACUGGAAGCACUCGCUCAUCUAUGCCAAGAAAUUUAGAAGACAGCUACCUGGCCAACCGACUAGAAGAGAUCCGUAUUUGUAAGUGAUCCAGCAGAAUGCGGAAAUUAUCAAACAGUAUCAUUAAUAUCAUACUCAAGUAAAAUUUUGUUGAUGAUCAUUCAAAAGCAGCUGCAGCAGUACAUUGACAGGGAACUGCCAGAAAUUCAAGCUAGAUUCAGAAGAGGACGUGGAACAAGGGAUAUCAUUGCUGAUGUCAGAUGGGUCUUGGCUAAAAGCAGAAAACACCAGAAAGAUGUUUACCUGUGUUUUGUUAACUAUACAAAGGCAUUCAAGUGUGUGGAUCAUAACAAAUUAUGCAUAACAUUGCGAAGAGUGGGAAUUUCAGAACACUUAAUUGUGCUCAUCAGGAACCUGUACAUAGACCAGUAUGCAGUCACUGGAAUAGAACAAAGGACUUCUGCAUGUUUAAAGUCAGGAAAGGUGUUUGUGUCAGAGUUGUAUCCUUUCACCAUAAUCAGUCUGUAUGAGCAAAUAACUGAGAAGCUGGAAUAUAUGAAGAAGAAUGUGGCAUCAGGAUUGGUGGAAGGCUCAUUAACAACCUGUGAUAUGCAGAUGACACAAUCUUGCUUGCUGAAAGUGAAGAGGGCUUGAAGCAUUUACUGAUGAAGGUCAAAGACUACAGCCUUCAGUAUGGAUUACACUUCAACAAAAAUCCUCACAACUGGAUCAAUAAGCAACAUCAUGAUAAACAGAGAAAACAUUGAAAUUGUCAAGGAUUUCAUUUUACUUGGAUCCACAAUCAAUGCCCAUGAAAAUAGCAGUCAAGAAAUCAAAUGACAUAUAGCACUGGACAAAUCUGCUGCAAAAGACCUCUUAAAAGUGUUCAAAAGCCAAGAUGUCACCUUGAGGACUAAGGUGCUCCUGACCCAAGCCAUGGUAUUUUCAAUCACCUCAUGUGCGUAUGAAAGGUGGACAAUGAAUAAGGAAGACCUAAGAAGAAUUGAUGCAUUUGAAUUAUUGUGUUGACGAAGAAUAUUGAAUGUACCAGGGACUGCCAGAAGAACAAACAAAUCUGUGCUGAAAAAGUACAGGCAGUGGCAAAAUGGACUCGAAAAGAGAGAGUGGAAGGAGGGAGCGGGCUGUCUCAUUGGGGGGAGAGUAAUUGGGAGUACGUAGCAAGGUGUGUAUAAGUUGUUGUGUGAGAGACUGACUUAAUUUGUAAACUUUCUCUUAAAGCACAAUAAAAAAAAUUAUAAAUAAAUAAAUAAAGUACAGCCAGAAUGCCUGUUAGAAGCAAGGAUGGCAAGACUCUGUCUCACGUACUUUGGACAUGUUAUCAGGAGGGACCAGUCCCUGCAGAAGGACAUCAUGCUUGGUAAAUUAGGGGGUCAGCAUAAAAGAGGAAGAUCCUCACACAAGAUGGAUUGACACAGUGGCUGCAACAGUGGGGCUCAUACAUAGCAACUAUUGUGAGGAUGACACAGGACUGGGUAGUGUUGCAUUCCGUUGUACAUAGGGUUGCUUUGUGAGUCCGAACUGACUAGAUGACACCUCACAACCACAUAAAUAUAUAUACAUAUGUGUACAUAUAUACAUAUGUGUGUAUGUUGGUUUGUUUUUUUUUUAACUGGUAGACAGUUCUUUUGUGUUCUUGUUCCCCUUCCCCCCGUGUGUCUUAAUUGGGGGUUUAAGUUUCAAGUGCAAGUAGUUUGUUUGGAAAUACAGGAAACAAUAGAAGAGUGGGAAAGUGAGACAGACACAGGAAGGAUGCUUUAGUAAUCCCAGGACAACUGUGGGCAAUUGGAGUUUAAUCCUGAGGGGAAACAGUGUAAACACACACCUCAGAGUUAUUCCAUCUGAGGGACAAGGAAGCUGAAGUAGUCAUACACCAACUCCUUUCAGGUGGUUGAGGGCUGCUCCCAGGGAGUGUUCAUGCCCCAGAGCAACCUCUGAAGCCUUCCUAGGGUUUGAAGAAAGCCCUCAGGCAGAGAUACUGAUGUUGACAGGAGGAGAUCAGUUAGUGUACAGUGCAAUAAGGCCUGAGGUUUAUGAACAGGGCAUCAAGGAGUGAGCUAUGGCAUUCUUCUAGUUUCUGUUAAAAUGGUAGACCUCUUGAGCACCCUUCCACGUCUUUACCCAAGGCCACCUCAGGUCUCUUAUUCCCUUGACUCUUCUGUGGAUCGCUUGGUAUCCUUAUCUCUCAUAAUGGCACCUAAUGAUUUCUACUUUGUGGCAUGAUAGUUGUGUACAUACAUGUAUUAUAUUUUCUACAUGUCUUAUUUUUCUACAUGAUUUAAGCUCCUUGGGAGCCUCAGGUAUUACCUUGCACAUCUUUAUAACCACUAGGGUGCCUGACAUAGAAGGCAAGUGCUGAGUUAGUAUGUAAUGAAGGAAUCUUUCCCCCAGCUGUUUUGCCAAGCAGACCGUGAGAGAAAGUCCUUGGCCUCCUGAAUUUCAACUUCUGAACUUCAACCAGCAUAGUGUCAGAAGCUGUGAGAAGUUACUAGAUGAACCCUAAAGUCAGGGCAAUGAGGAAUCAUCUUUUUUUUUUUUUUUUUAAGGAAACUUUUUAAUUGAAGUAUAACAGGAUUAGGACUAAAGACUAGUAAAUUAGUAAGUUGAUUUUUAAACUAUUUAGUAUUUUUGUGAGGUAUGAAAUUUUGGACUGAUACUUUUAGAAUUGUUCUUAGUGUCAUUUUCAAGUAAGAAGUUUUAUUUAGAAAACUGUAGAUAUUUCUUUUUCUAGGAAAAUAAACAGAUGGAGCCAAAAGGUAGGAAGUAAUGCUGAUCUAAACAUAAAGUAAAAACACUUUUGUUAAUCUUUGGGAAUAAAUGAGCCCUCAGAAUUGCUCACUUGUUGCUUCUAGACAAUGCAUUUAUGAGUCCUAAUUAGACUAAGGCUUAGUGUCUUAUCUUCUUAUAAUCAAGCAGUUUGAAGCUGCCACGUAAAAGAGGAUUGCUUAUGCCCCCGGCACUAACUCAUGGUUGGGUUGGCAAUGGCUUUCUGCUUAAAGAUGUUAGCUGGCAGCAGGGAAGUUCAGGAUAUUUGACCUUGCAUAAAAUAAAGUGCCUACCAUUAUGUGUGGAAACACCUAGUUUGGGCUUUCCAAGCAAGAACUAUGAUCACUUUCAUUUAUCCUCUUGCUUUGAAGACAAAGUGAGUAGUGAACCCUUCCUUAAGAUGGUUCAGAAGAUGAGAAUGCCUUUUCUGCUUAGGGAAAAAUACUGAGGUACGCUUCCCUUCUGCUGUGUGAGUAUUUUCCUAGCAAAGGAAGAAUUGAUUUAUCUUUGUGAGGUAUCUAGUAUUCUAUAAGAAGGCAUAGCUAGCGUAGCUAAUGGCCAGUGUUUCAGUCUCCCCACCCAGAGACACCUUGGAAGACAGGCCUGGUGAUCUGCAUCCAGAAGGUCACAGCCUUGAAAACCCUAAUGUAGCGGUUCUGCUUGCACACGUAGGGUUGCCAUGAAUUGGAAUGGACUCGACGACAACUAACAACAAGAAUCCUAAUAGAAAGGAAGGGAAUAAUUAUAGCAUGCUUCCUGCAUGCCACACACAAUGGUAGGCACUUUAUUGAGAGUCGUUCUGAAAUUAAAUCCAGUUUGUAAUCAUAUUCCCAUUUUACCAAUGAAGAAAUGGAGGCUUCAAAGUUUAAUAUGUUCAUUAGUCAUGUAGCUAGUAAGUGGUGGAUAUAGAAAAUGACAGAUUCAAGCCCAGUUCUGUCUGACUAUAAAGUUCAUGUACUUUCUGCCCUAGAAUUGGGAUGGCACAGAUUGAAUGUGAUAGUGAGCUGUGGCAUGUUUAAUUAAUUUGGAUUCAGUGGCGAUGAGGUAUCCUUCUGUCAGUGAGCUGAGAGGUCAUUCUUUCGAUUACAGCUGAAGAAGCUGGGGGAUGCAUGACUUUUUCAUGUUAAUGAUGGUUAUAUAUUCCCUAUGCAUGGGAUGAAAAUCUCCGUGGCUGAGCUUAGAGAAAACUACCCCCCCCCCGCCACCAAAAACAAUUCACCAUUGGUGUCUUUGUGUCAGUCUGCCUUUGACAUGACUUAUGAAUUAAAACAAUCACUAUUCCUGUUCAGAAUGCCUGCUCUUACUCAUUCCCAGAAACAUUCUGGCAGAAUAUUUUAUGACCAUAUAUCCCAAGACUAUUGCUCCCCAUAAAAUCCUCUGAGAUCUCAUGGAACCAUUUUUAGCAGCGAUAGAAAAACCUACAAAUCAGUUCAACCUUCCUCCCCUUGGAUUCUAGUUGCUUCUGAACGUUUUCCAUCUUACUCUGCUGACAGAAACUGAAAACAGUGGAUUCUGGUCCUUUUUAUACCUAUAUACAUUGGCCCACUGCCAAGGGACUCAGUAGCGAUGCCCUAAAAAGUUCAUCACGGGCCCCCUGCCUCCCAAUUCCUCUUAGCAGCCAAUGAGCCUUUCGAUUUGCAAGUAUUUUUAAGGGGCUGUUUACAUUUUGGUGCCUUAUGAAUAUAUGUCCAUUUAUCUUAUUUAUCACUUUUUUUCAAUCUUUAUAGAUAUAUAUUUAUAAAUAAAUACAAACAUUAAAUCCUUUUUU
Molecule: messenger RNA, 19390 nt
Organism: Loxodonta africana (African savanna elephant)
Lineage: Eukaryota; Metazoa; Chordata; Mammalia; Proboscidea; Elephantidae
Gene: DCAF5
Product: DDB1 and CUL4 associated factor 5
Exons: 7
Coding region: 42-1025 (327 amino acids)
Cellular component (GO): cytoplasm; Cul4-RING E3 ubiquitin ligase complex
Molecular function (GO): protein binding
Source: RefSeq, a predicted model, not a curated record